This is a messenger RNA of Phymastichus coffea, 1719 nucleotides long. RefSeq names its product venom carboxylesterase-6-like. The record is from RefSeq and is a predicted model, not a curated record. Bases 1 to 1719 code for a protein of 572 amino acids. NCBI's taxonomy places the organism in Eukaryota, Metazoa, Arthropoda, Insecta, Hymenoptera, Eulophidae. The transcript is spliced from 6 exons.
AUGAAGUUUCAGUAUCCACAAACUCUCUGUCGAAAGAUGUUCCAAUUAACGUUUUCAAUACUAUUGAACUUUUAUGUAGGAGUAAUUUCAACGAAUGGAAAUACACCGUUUAUUCAAACGCAAUUAGGUGGAGUGACUGGCACAUAUCGACACUCGUUAAAUGGCAGGCAAUACGAAGCUUACGAAGGAAUACCGUAUGCGGUACCACCUGUACAGCAAAGACGCUUCGAGCCUCCUAUUCCUAUUAAAAAAUGGGCUGGCAAUAUUACAGCCACAAGUCCAGCGGCUGCUUGCAUUCAAUACGAACACUUACCUCACAAUUGGGUUCAAGAUCGAGUGACUGGAGAAGAAGAUUGUUUGUAUCUCAACAUUUACGUACCGGUUAAAGCGAAGUCGUUACCAGUUUUGUUUGUAAUUCAUGGUGGAGCUUUUCAGUUCAGCAAAGCUCCGACCGAAACCCAUUUUUUAAUGGAUCGAGAUGUCAUCGUAGUGAGUAUUAGCUAUCGUCUUAGUAUGUUCGGUUUUUUGAGUACAGAAGAUUCAGUUAUUCCUGGUAACAUGGGAUUGAAAGACCAAAACUUAGCUUUGCGUUGGGUAUACGAUAAUAUUGAGUAUUUCAAAGGUGAUCCAAAGAAAAUAACGUUAAUUGGUGUGAGUGCUGGAGCUGCCAGUGUACAUUAUCACUAUUUAUCUCCGAUGAGCAAAGGACUGUUCCAAAAUGGCAUAUCAUUUAGUGGAACAGCUUUUGGUCCAGGUAAACACGCGGAAAAUUCUCUAGAAAAAGCAAAAAAACUUGCAAGCAUUCUUGGUUGUCACACGACCAAGAUUUCCGACAUGAUAAAAUGUCUCAAGUCUAAACCAGCUCGAUCAGUUGUCAAUGCCACCAGUCAAUUUAUGCCUUGGUUGUACAAUCCCUUUACACCUUUUGGUCCGGUAAUUGAAACUUCUGGUGAUAAACAAUUCAUUAAUCGUUCUGCUAUUGAUAUUGUCAAUAGUGGUGAUGCUUACGAUGUACCUUGGAUCACAAGUUUCUGUAGCGAAGAUGGACUCUAUCCUGCCGCGGACUUUAUUAACGACGAUCAACUCCUGAACGAUUUGAAUAACAAUUGGAACACUAUUGCUCCUCAUUUAUUAGACUAUAAUUUUACUAUACCAUUGAAAGACCAUGCAAAUGUCAGUAGCAAAAUCAGAAAUUAUUAUUUUGGAUCAAAAACCAUCGGCAAAGAUACGAUAAAAGAGCUUGUUGAUGUAGUUGGUGAUAGAUUGUAUAAGUUCAAUGCUUAUAAAGCUGCCAGAUUACAAGCUGCAAAAAACAAGAGUCCAGUAUUAUUUAUGUACUACAAUUACAGGGCUUUCACGAGUUUGAGUGAUUUUUAUAGUAACUCAACAACAAAUUACGGUGUAUCUCAUGGUGAUGACUUUUAUAUGUUAUUUGAUAACGGUUUCAUCGAUACUUCAAAAAGAUCAGAAGAUCAAGUUAUGAGAAAUAAAUUAUUGGAUUACGUAGUUUCAGUAGCUACUGAUGGGUUUCCGGGUUUGGGACUUGAGUUUGAAUGGAAGAAAGUUGAUCCAACUAAAGAAGAUCUAGAUUAUUUAUGUGUUAGAGGACCGACAAACAUUAAAAUGGAAAGUAAUAAUUAUAUUGAACAAAGAAAAUUUUGGUCGACAAUUGAUUUCGAUGAGAAUAAAUUGUGCAGUGAAACUUGUUUUGUCUGUUAA